This is a messenger RNA of Coniophora puteana RWD-64-598 SS2, 646 nucleotides long. RefSeq lists its product as uncharacterized. The transcript is spliced from 4 exons. The annotation marks the transcript as partial. Lineage: Eukaryota; Fungi; Basidiomycota; Agaricomycetes; Boletales; Coniophoraceae. The record is from RefSeq and is a predicted model, not a curated record.
AGAUCGACAUCUUGCAGGAUCACCGAAUACAUUCGCACUAUGAGCACUAGCAAUCGUAACGACUCAGAAAACAAUGAGGUCAACAGCGAUGAAGGGUCGGACCUUGGACAUCUGGUCAAGGGAUGUGUUUAUUGCACCAAAGCCCAACCGCCCGGUCAGAGAACGCUGCGCCGUUGUUCCCGUUGCAAGACGGCAUGGUACUGCAGUUCAGAGUGCCAGAAGGCCGACUGGAAGAUUCACAGGGUACCUUUUCAUUCAUCCCUAUCAAAGUCGCAGCGCAAUUAUACUAUACACUAAACGUUACCUCAUUACUAGGAGCACUGCAAAUCAAGAGAGCAGAUGCGCCAAGAGGCUGGAGAGACGGAUCCUGAUGAGCGAAAGGCUAGGAGAGAGUUCGAGAAAUGGGUAUCCCACCAUAACCCUGUGUUAUCACUCGUGAUCUAUCGCGCGCUUAAGCUGCAGUCGGACCCAGACGCGUUCAAAUCUAAAGGCUUGUACAUAUACUUUGAGCCAAAGGCCGACCGCCAAAGCUACCCGCUACAUCAGAGGUACAAUGUCGUACGUGGAGUCGUUGAGGACCUCGACUCGAUUCGCAACGCUGCGAUUGCCUCCGGUGCUGGCGGUAUUGAAGACCAUGGACGUGCUC